UUUUUAACAGCACCCGGAUGCUGCAUCACUUGCUGGCUACACAGGAAGCCCCCACUAACACACAAGUGGCCUCUAAAGCACAGAGAGCGGAAUCGGAUGCAGGAGGAACACUCUGCACUGGUCAGCGGCCACAUGCAGUCGGUGAAUGACCGGACCGCCAGCAAGCACACCCGUCGUGUUAUACAGGGAAAGGAUCUUCUCUCUCUGCCCUCCAGCCCCUCAGAGUGAGGGUCCUCUCCUCUCCUCUCCACGAAUGUAAACUAGACGCUACCCUCAGAGUGACGCCGCCCGGCACAGUGACGCGUCCAGUGAUGCGGACGUAUGUCGCGCUACGUUGACGUUUCUAUGUGAAACGUUAGUGCAGGAAGAGUACUGUCCUGUCGGCCGCAUCUCAGUGACGGGCUGCAGGGGGACUGGUGCCGGGCGAAGCGCCCGACAAUUACAUCGUUGGGAGAACACCGCACAGGCCCGAUGGCCACUUGCAAAGCUUCAGGUCCGGAGGGUGGCUUGUCCAGCAGCGGCAGAGGAGAGGUAGAAGAUCUGGAGCUUACCGAGUUGGGGCCGCUCCUAGAAGGAGGAAGAGAGAGAAUGGGCCAGACAUCAGGCUGUGGUAAUGAAAGUCAAGCAGCAAAGGGGUGCCAGGAAGAGGAAGAAGAGGAGGAGGAGGUCAGGGUACUCACGCUGCCGCUUCAGGCGCAUCAUGCCAUGGAGAAAAUGGAAGAAUUUGUAUAUAAGAUGUGGGAAGGCCGAUGGAGAGUCAUUCCAUAUGAUGUACUACCUGAUUGGCUUAAGGACAACGAUUAUCUUCUACAUGGACAUCGUCCACCAAUGCCAUCAUUCCGUGCCUGCUUCAGGAGCAUCUUCCGAAUACACACUGAGACUGGAAACAUAUGGACUCACUUGCUAGGUUUUGUGUUGUUCCUUUUCCUGGGAGUUCUGACUAUGCUUAGACCCAACAUGUACUUUAUGGCUCCCCUGCAAGAGAAGGUGGUGUUUGGGAUGUUCUUUCUGGGAGCUGUACUGUGUCUCAGUUUCUCAUGGCUCUUCCACACUGUUUACUGUCACUCAGAGAAAGUGUCCCGCACAUUCUCCAAGUUGGAUUACUCUGGUAUAGCCCUGCUGAUCAUGGGAAGCUUUGUGCCCUGGCUGUAUUACUCAUUCUACUGCUCCCCUCAGCCACGCCUCAUAUAUCUGUCCAUUGUCUGUGUACUGGGCAUCACUGCAAUUGUUGUAGCACAGUGGGACCGCUUUGCCACACCAAAACAUAGACCAACAAGAGCAGGAGUUUUCCUAGGCCUGGGUCUGAGUGGAAUUGUCCCGACUCUCCAUUUCACUAUUGCAGAGGGGUUUGUUAAAGCAACCACAGUGGGUCAGAUGGGCUGGUUCUUUCUAAUGGCCGUUAUGUAUAUAACAGGAGCCGGCCUGUAUGCAGCACGCAUUCCUGAGCGUUUCUUUCCUGGCAAGUUUGAUAUCUGGUUCCAGUCCCACCAGAUCUUCCACGUUCUAGUUGUGGCGGCAGCAUUUAUCCACUUCUAUGGCGUUUCCAACCUUCAAGAGUUCCGCUAUGGGCUGGAGGGUGGUUGCACAGAUGAUUCUCUCCUGUAGUGUCUGGAUAAAAUUAGACUUGCCCAUUCAUCUGGCAAUAUACAAGACUGUAUUAGAGCACUAAACUGAUUUGCUACCCAGUUGUAUUUAGACAUUUAAGCCCAGAAGCCCUCUGUUAUAAGGCAAUGGUCACUGUUACCUCUUCAUUUUGGAAAUACAAGAGCACUUCAUGCACAAGACGUGAAAGGAUAAACAUGAGCUAAGAUGUAUUUUGACCAUAACCUUUUAAAUUGCCUUAUGUUAUAUGAGGAAAGGGUAUUAGUUCUAUUCAUUUGUUUUAUAUCAAGGUCUCUGCUACAUUACUCCAGUGAUUUUGUUUUAAAUUGAUCUGGAAUCUGGUGUAAACUGAACUUUCAGACAAAUUACAUCCUAUAGGAGUAGCAAAUUCAUUGCACUUAAAGAGCCUGUUCAGUAUGUAGAACCAGGAAUUGUGGUGACAACUAUGUUUGUUUGAAAACUGAAAGCUAUGCCAUACAUAUAUACAUCUGCCUACAUAUAUUCUCUUAUGUUGGGGCUUGAUAUCUUGUGGAGGUUGAUGGAGAUCUGUUAUACAUUUUAAGGUUGUGUAAAAUUAAGUAUAAUUAAUCAAUUGCUCUUUAGUUUGUAGGGUAAAAUAGGUGCUCAUUGUUUUAUUAUGGUGCUCCUCUUUUAUUAUGUUGUGCUGGUGUGAGUUAUUCAUUAGAGGUUAAUAAACACCACCACAGUGAAGGGGAGGAACAUCUUAGCAAAACAAAUCUUAUACAAAUGAUAUGCAGGGAAGAAGAAGAAUUCUUUGUUUUUACAUUGCAUCGUACCAUGUAUUCUGCUGAGAGAGUUUUUGGUGCCAUCUUACAUACCACAUAGUUAGGCAGUCCCUGAGUCAGCAUUGAGGUGAAACUCACUUGAUAAUGUUCUAAAGAAGGGGUGCUCAACAUACCCUGCCAUAGUUUUGCGAUUAGGGAAUUCUAGAACUCUGGCAGGGCAUCCUGUGAUGUGUAGUUCGACAGUAGCUGGAAGACCACAUGUUGAGCACCCAUCUUUCAAUGGUAGCUCCUUUGUAGAGUGUUUAACCUCUUGUUGACCAAAUCAAGAAAUGAAAAGAACACCACCUUUAUGUCUGUAAGUGAAGCACCUCAAAAGAACACUGCAAAUUUCUGUAUUUUUACAAAUCUACUUAUGAAAGGUAAAUACAUUCACUUCUAUACAAUAUAAGGUUAAGCAGUUCAGAUGCACUGGAUAUCACAGCAUAACAUGUCCAUUUUUAAUGGCUUUACUCAUUAUUAUUAUUUUUAAUAAUUCAUUGUCCGAAAAAAUACCGCAGGUACAAAUCCUUACAUGUACGUACUUGUUCUUUUAUUCCCUCAAUUCAGAUAUAUUCAUUGCUCCCCAUCACCCUAUUUUCUUCCUCUCAGAAACCUAAUAUGUGAUAUUAGAAUGAUGUGUUCUGAAUAUUUAGUGUCCUUCAAAAGUUGUGUCCCUUCGGAUGGAGACACUGCUCUCCUCCAUGCAUUUGAAAUGGCAGUGUCCACAAAUUAUAUUCUUGUCCAACAAAGCGUAAAUAUGUCAGCAAUAUUUAUAAAUAAUUGUUGCUGUUUCAACAUGAAGACAGAGUUAAGGUGUAUAUACACGGUGAGAUAAGUCUGUAAGAUUUUGACUAUGUAGUCAAAAUUUUAAGGAAAGGUAGUGCACAUUUCAGGUGUUGGGCAGCUUGCGAUACAGAUUCGAUUCCGAUGUGCACUCACGCGGGGUCGGUAUCGCAAGGCUAGAUAGACUGUGCAGGCAAGUCAAUCUAGACUAUCUAGUGUACUAUCUAGUUCAAAGUAUAGUCAAAAUUGUACAUAGUCACAAUCUGCGCUAUCUGUGCUCUGGGGGAUAUUCAAGGGAAAUCAGUCAAAAUCGGGCCUAGCACGGAUCUCACCAUGUGUACACACCUUUAGGUUGCAAUACAUUACAUCUCCCACAUACAGUACACUGUUCUCAACAUGUCAGGUUUACUUGACAAUAUAUCUAUUGUCCAAAGCACUGUAUACUUCUUGGUUAAUGGAAAAUAUUUACCACAAUCUCUGUUCAAUUUUUACUCCAUCCUGGCCUAACCUUUCUUUCUAGCGUAUUUAUUCAUAUUCCAAACACUCCUCAAUGUUUCUUAUAUUUAAAACAUCAUGAGGAGCAACAGUUUUCUUACUGGCUAAAUUAACAAUGGGUAUUUUAGAUUGACAUUAGUUUUGCAAUUUUUGCCUUAACUGAUUGAAAUGUUAAAAGUAAAUGGUCUGCUCUGAUUGAUUACUGUCUAAGGAAUAAUUUCUCCCAGCAUUGUAAAUGUGUGUUUUGGAUGAAAUUUCCUUAGCGAAACCUGGUGCGCCAGCCACUACUUCCCACACUCCGGUAGACCGUUUGAUUGGUGGACAUCAUGCUGCCUGUAUGAAGAAUUUAAAAAAAGUUCAGCAGAGGGGAGAAGAGUUUUAGUAUGUUAAGGAAUCUAAAAACAAGUUUACUGCAGCCUGCGUUGUUGGCAACAUUUUGUGGCCACACAUGAUGCAAUCUGGCCAUAAUGCACAGUUGUCAUCAGCUGCUCAGGGGCUCCACAAAGUGAAUGAGACAUACUGUGCUAUCUCGCUUAACGCCUCCUCCGCUUUUAAUUGGCCUCAAGUUACUGACUGUUACUAACCAAUAUUAUUCACAAAUUUUGGUCUGUACGGAGUGAGAGACAUUUUGUACAAUAACUUUUACUGUCCAAUUUUUCCUAAAUAGAACUUUCCAUGAUGUAGUUCACACUAUUUCAUACUAAUAUUUGAUUAUAUUGUGCACAGUAUUUUGCAUAUUUUCAUGUGUUGAGAAGCAUGUUUCUGCUUAUUUAACUGAAUGAAGUCCAAAUUAGUGCACAUAAAAGCAUGCGUUGAUGCAUUUCAUGGUUUUUUUUUUCCCAAGCAUUAAUGCUUUGAUGAAAAUAGCCUAAAGAUGUGCAGCAGACUUGCAGAAUAAUUAAAUUGAAUUAGCAAAAGGAAGUCCAGUUCACCUUCGUGUACAGCAUGUAAGCUGGGCAGUGAAGCUCAUGCAUCUACUCUCUUGGAAAAUAAUGACUGCUGCUUUGGUGAGAAAAUAGUGUGCUAAUAUAGAACUGUAACCUGUUGGUUUUCUAAUGUAAAAUUGUUAGAGCCCCUCUGACCAUGUGAUGAAUUUUUUAGCAGCUGUUAAUUUUACGCUUUAACCCCAAGAGGCCUAAAUUCUAAGACACCGCAGCAGCCCUUCACCAACAUUCCUCCAAUAUGAGAAAAUCUUGAUUUAAAUGCAAAUAGGAAGUAAUCAUUCUUUACAAUCAAUCUUCUUUCGAAAUUCAUUUUGUACAAAGAUGGAUUAAUUUUUUUUUUCUUUACUGUUUUUCCACAAGUAUUUUUCCUUUUCUCAGUGUUAUAUGUAAGGGAUCAUGGGAGAGAUCCAAUCCCAGUAUGGAGAUGUCAUAUUUUCAAAUAAAGAGACCAAUGUACUUGA
This is a messenger RNA of Pseudophryne corroboree (corroboree frog), 5070 nucleotides long. It is a transcript of the gene ADIPOR1, whose product is annotated as adiponectin receptor 1. Gene Ontology annotation, cellular component: plasma membrane. Gene Ontology annotation, biological process: adiponectin-activated signaling pathway. The record is from RefSeq and is a predicted model, not a curated record. Bases 472 to 1605 code for a protein of 377 amino acids. The transcript has 7 exons. Lineage: Eukaryota; Metazoa; Chordata; Amphibia; Anura; Myobatrachidae. Gene Ontology annotation, molecular function: signaling receptor activity.